CAAAAAGUUCAAAAUACAAAAGGGUAUCACUUCAAUAACUAGGUACUGAUUAUUUAAUUAGAUUGUUUUUGCUUAUUUUUAUCAAGAAUAUUACCGAAGCAAAUCGACAGAAGACCAAUAACUAACAAUAAUCAAUUUGACGUUGGUCUUUAAAGUAUAUAGUCAAAAAAUCAAAAUGGCAGGCAUGCAACAGGUUGUCAAAUGUUUGCUAAAAAACAAUGUUCGAUCAAGUCCCAAUUUAGUAAAUUAUGUCUCUUCAUCAGCAUCAGGUGGAUACAACUUCACUUUAUCCGAGACACAAAAAGAAAUCCAAGAUUUAGCCAGAAAAUUUACAAGGGAAGAAAUCGUUCCUGUUGCAGCUGAAUAUGAUCGAACCGGAAAAUUUCCAUUUGAUUUAUUAAACAAAGCACACAGCGUGGGAUUACUUAAUCAACACAUUCCAGAAAAAUAUGGAGGUUUGGGGUUGAACACAUUCGAUGGAUGUCUUGUAACAGAAGAAAUAGCCUAUGGUUGCACUGGAAUAUUAAAUGCUUUGGAAGGUUCAGGUUUGGGGCAAACUCCCGUUAUAAAAGCAGGCACCGACGAGCAAAAGAAAAAAUAUUUGGGAAGAUUAAUAGAAGAGCCUUUAGUUGCUGCUUAUGCUGUUACUGAACCAUCUGCAGGUUCUGAUGUAAAUGGAAUUAAAACACGUGCCGUAAAGAAGGGAAACGAAUGGGUUCUUAAUGGUCAAAAGAUGUGGAUAACUAAUGGAGGAAUAGCUAACUGGUAUUUUGUACUAGCUCGUACAAAUCCCGAUCCCAAAGCAUCAGCUAGUAAAGCUUUUACCGGUUUUAUUGUGGAGAGAGAUUGGCAGGGUGUGAAUCCGGGAAGAAAGGAAAUUAAUAUGGGCCAAAGGUGUUCAGAUACUAGAGGGAUUAUAUUUGAAGAUGUACGCAUUCCUGAAGAAAAUGUUCUGUUAGGAGAAGGAGCUGGAUUUAAAAUAGCAAUGACAACCUUUGACGUAACCAGACCACCAGUUGCUGCAGGAGCCACUGGUCUUGCUCAGCGUUGUCUAGAUGAAGCGACUAAAUAUUCGUUGGAAAGAAAAACUUUUGGUGUACCUAUUGCCCAACAUCAAGCUGUAGCUUUCAUGUUGGCUGAUAUGGCAAUUGCAGUUGAGACUGCACGUCUUGCUUGGAUGAAAUCAUCUUGGGAAGUAGAUAAUGGUUUAAAAAACACUUUGGCAGCAUCUAUAGCCAAGUGUUAUGCUGCUGACAUAGCUAACAAAUGCGCUUCUGAUGCCGUACAAAUUUUCGGUGGGUGUGGAUUUAACAGCGAAUAUCCUGUUGAAAAAUUAAUGAGAGAUGCCAAAAUUUACCAGAUCUAUGAAGGGACAUCACAAAUUCAAAGACUUAUUAUUUCUAGGACCAUCCUUGAACAAGCAAAAAAAUAGACCAGAAUAGAAUAAAACGUAUAACUAUUUUUAUGAUAUAAAAAUUGUUUUAUAUUUUUUAUUGAUUAAACGACUAAGAAUUUUA
This is a messenger RNA of Diorhabda carinulata, 1517 nucleotides long. Its product is annotated as medium-chain specific acyl-CoA dehydrogenase, mitochondrial-like. Gene Ontology annotation, biological process: medium-chain fatty acid catabolic process; fatty acid beta-oxidation. NCBI's taxonomy places the organism in Eukaryota, Metazoa, Arthropoda, Insecta, Coleoptera, Chrysomelidae. The record is from RefSeq and is a predicted model, not a curated record. Gene Ontology annotation, molecular function: medium-chain fatty acyl-CoA dehydrogenase activity; flavin adenine dinucleotide binding. Gene Ontology annotation, cellular component: mitochondrion. The transcript is spliced from 8 exons. Bases 176 to 1432 code for a protein of 418 amino acids.